Saprolegnia diclina VS20 is the source of this 1404-nucleotide messenger RNA. RefSeq lists its product as hypothetical. Gene Ontology annotation, molecular function: protein binding. NCBI's taxonomy places the organism in Eukaryota, Oomycota, Saprolegniomycetes, Saprolegniales, Saprolegniaceae. The record is from RefSeq and is a predicted model, not a curated record. The coding region runs from base 1 to 1404 and encodes 467 amino acids. The transcript has a single exon.
AUGGGCGCCGGCGACGUGCUCUCGCACCUGCUGCCGCUCGUCGUGGAGUACCAAGACGGCGUCCGCUACGACUUUCUGCCGUACGUUCGCCCGUACUUGGCGGCUCGGCGCCGCUGGCGCGGGCUUGUGGCACAGCACGGCCGCCGCGCGCACGCAGCGAUGGCGUCGGAGUGCACGUGCGAGCACACACCGAGCAGCCUCUGCCUCUCGACGCUCAGCGGCCCUGCCGUGUGCGUGGCACACGAAAUCGCGUACCACGUGCAUCUUGCGAUCCGAGAAAACAACGUUCCGGCGCUGACCGGCUGGCUGCGCUACGCGCCAGACGCAGCGACGCCGCUCGCCAUCACGUGCGCAGCGCGCUACGGUGCCAUCGACUGCCUUCAGCGGCUCGUGGCGUCAGUGCCAAGCGAUGCGCUGCCGAUGCGAGCGCUCGAGUACGCCGUCGAGCUCGGGCACGACGCGAUCUUUGCCGCCUUGUACCCUCGGUUCACACCGGCGCGUCUGGUCCACGACGGCGACACGAACCUCCUGGACUUGGCUGCCAGCGUCGGCCAUCUCCGCAUCGUUCAAGCGCUCCACACGGCGGCAUACCCUUGCGGCGCCACCGUCCUGGCCAUGGAUGCGGCGAGUUCGAACGGCCAUGAAGAGGUCGUCCGCUACUUGCAUCAGCACCGUAGCGAAGGCGCGUCGGUGGCUGCGCUCGACGGUGCCGCCGCCGCUGGGCACUUGGCCAUUGUCGCCUUUCUACACGCAACGCAGCAGGAGGCGACAGCCCGUGCGCUCGAAAUGGCAGCAGCCAACGGCCACCUCGCCGUCGUCGAGUACCUCUGCACGCAUCGGCGCGAGGGGUGCCGGGCGUAUGCGAUCGACGACGCAGCCAAGAACGGCCAUUUAAAGGUCGUCCAAUACCUCCACGCACGCGGCUUUGCCGCUACAUUUCGCGCCAUGAACAACGCGGCGCUCAACGGGCACUUGGCCAUUUUGACGUUUCUGCAUGACGCGCGCAAUGAAGGCUGCACGGUUUUCGCGAUGGACUGGGCGGCGUCCAAAGGCUACUUGGACGUUGUGCGCUUCUUGGAUACGUACCGCGACGAAGGGUGCACGACGCGCGCAAUGAACGGCGCCGCCAAGGCCGGCCAUUUGGCCGUGGUCGCGCACCUGCAUCACCACCGAACCGAGGGCUGUACAACCGACGCGAUCGACUGCGCCGCGGCCAACGGACACGCCGAUGUGGUCGAGUUUCUGGUGACGCACCGCAGCGAAGGGUUCACGCCCCGCGCACUGUACGCGGCCGCCGAGAAAGCGGACGUUGGCCUAUUUGAGCGCCUCCGCAGUGCGUACCCCGGGCUCCGCCGGGGCGCGCGCGCGGCCUUUUGCCAGGCCGAGGCUGCCCUCGUCGCCUAA